AUGGAAUCAAAUGAGAAUCAAACAGGUGGGGAGCAAUCUGAGAAAUCGGAUUCAAGUAGCAGUUGGGAGCAAUCUGAGAAAUCGGAUUCAAGUGGCAGCGGGGAGCAAUCAGACUCAAAUGCAACUCCAACUUCAACUGAGAACGGGGAUGGAACAAAUGGAGAUUCCACAAGCUCUGCAAGAAACUCUGAAUCUAUUGAAUCAAAUGGACAGACUGAAAACUCCAAUGCAUGGACCAGAUCAGACAGCAAUCCAAAUGCUGUUCAGAGUGAAGAAUCAAACAAGAAUUCUGGAGGAGAGGGGACACAAGAAAAUAUUCUGUCGCUAAACACGAAUGAGAACUCAAAUGCUAGUGAGAACAAAGAUGGCGAAACAUCCUCAAACACUGAUGAUAAUGCUGCUUCAGGUCAGAAUGGAAACGAUAGUGGCAAUAUGAACAAUGAUGGAAAUGCAAAUGGGAAUGGCAGCAGCACCGACAAUCAGAGCAAUGCAACAGACAAUGCAGCUUCAGAUGUUACUCAAAAGGACAACAAUUUGAAUGAAAAUGAACAUGCUGCUCAGAGCAACACCGAAAACAAUGAAAAUGCAGUUCAGAAUGAGAACAAUGCCACUCAGAGCAACACAGACAAUAAUGAAAAUGCAACUGCAGAUGUUACUCAAAAGGACAACAAUUUGAAUGAAAACGCUGCUCAGAGCAACACCGAAAACAAUAACAAUGCAGGUCAGAACGAGAACAAGGCCACUCAGAGCAACACCGGAAGCAAUGACAAUGAAGGUCAGGAUGAGAACAAGGCCACUCAAAGCAACACCGGAAGCAAUGACAAUGCAGGUCAGGAUGAGAACAUGGCCACUCAAAGCAACACCGAAAGCAAUGAAAAUGCAGGUCAGAAUGAGAAUAAGACCACUCAGAGCUACACCGACGGCAAUGACAAUGCAGGUCAGAACGAGAACAAGGCCACUCAGAGCAACACUGAUGGCAAUGAUAAUGCAGGUCAUAACGAGAACAAGGCCACUCAGAGCAACAGCAACAGCAAUAACAAUGCAGGUCAGAACGAGAACAAGGUCACUCAAACCAACACUGACAACAAUGAAAAUGUAGGCCAGAAUGAGAAUAAUGCUUCUCAGAGCUACGACGCCAAUAACAACAAUGAAAAUACAAGUCAAUAUGAGAACAAGGAUGCCGUUCAGAGCCAUACCAACAGCGAUGAAAGCUCAAAUCAGAAUGAUAACAACAAUGGCAUUCAGAGCUUCAAUGACAGCAAUGGAAAUUCUAAUUACGAUGCAAAUUCAGUGCAAAACAAAUCAGUGGAUUCUUCAAAUUCAAAUGGAAACACAGAUGCAAGCCAGAGUAAUCCCGAUGGUUCUUCCAAUGCUUCAACGACUCUAGAAGUGAAAGAAGCUCAAACAGGUUUGGGAACUCUGCCAGAUGCCUCGAAUGAGGGAAAUAACAGUGGGAAUGCAGCUGUAGAAUGA
This is a messenger RNA of Hibiscus syriacus, 1473 nucleotides long. Its product is annotated as GATA zinc finger domain-containing protein 14-like. Bases 1 to 1473 code for a protein of 490 amino acids. The record is from RefSeq and is a predicted model, not a curated record. The transcript has a single exon. Lineage: Eukaryota; Viridiplantae; Streptophyta; Magnoliopsida; Malvales; Malvaceae.